Molecule: messenger RNA, 909 nt
Organism: Guillardia theta CCMP2712
Lineage: Eukaryota; Cryptophyceae; Pyrenomonadales; Geminigeraceae
Exons: 8
Coding region: 1-909 (302 amino acids)
Biological process (GO): tetrahydrofolate interconversion; purine nucleobase biosynthetic process
Cellular component (GO): cytosol
Molecular function (GO): methylenetetrahydrofolate dehydrogenase (NAD+) activity; methylenetetrahydrofolate dehydrogenase (NADP+) activity; methenyltetrahydrofolate cyclohydrolase activity
Source: RefSeq, a predicted model, not a curated record
AUGGCAACAAAGAAUCAAGCAGCGAUGGACUAUGCGCAUUGGACAGCAAGAUCAUGCUCCCAGAAUGGGAUAGAUUUUCAUGUGGUGGAAACUACCAAGUCUUCGGUCUUCGAUGAAAUACGUAAGGCGAAUGAGAAUCCAAAUGUCCAUGGGAUAAUCUUCUACUAUCCCUGCUUUGGACCAACACCAGGACCGGACGGGUCUUCGGAUGAAGUAAUAAGGGAAAUGAUAUCAGUCAGAAAGGAUGUAGAGGCGCUUUCUCAACCAUACAGGGAAAGGUUGAAAAUGAACAUCAGACUCUUGGAUAGCCCUUGUAUGAGAAGAUGGAGACGAAAGAGCUUGCUUCCUUGUACACCGCUGGCGGUUGUAAAGAUUUUAGAAUACCUCAAGAUUCAUAAUAGAUGCCUACCUAUCGGGUCUCGGAUCAAUAACAAAACAAUAUCAGUCUUUAAUCGGAGCGAAGUGGUCGGGCGGCCUCUAGCCUGCAUGCUGGCCAACGAUGGAGCAACUGUGUUCAGCGUAGACGACAAGGAGACCAUGUUGGUCCAACCAUGCUGUGAAGUGCCAACGGAUCUAGAGUGCGAAGACGUGAUCAAGUUGUCGGAUGUUCUGGUGACAGGAGUUCCAUGCAGCAAGUUUAAACUACCUUGUGACCUCAUUAGACCUGGGGCCACAAUUAUCAACCUUUCGUCCUUCAGCAAUGUGGACGAAGAGAGGUUGUUGCAAGUGCCCAAUGUGAGAUACGUUCCCAAAGUGGGAAAAGUCACAGUGUGCAUGCUCCAGAGAAACCUCCUGAAGCUUAUCUAUAACUUUCAUCUCAACAAAGAUCUCCCAGACAACCAGGACUUGGAAGAUGUUUUAGAUCUAGAGCACAAAAUAGAAAUUCAAUCGAAAAGUGUAAUCCAUUAA